AUGCAGUUUAUGAACCAGGAAAUCAAAGAGGAUAAGAAAGUGUGCCAUAGCAUUCAUGAAAUGGUCUGGAAAAGUGACGAAUGGACAAAAUGGGUGCGUGUUGCGGAACCUGGUAAGCGGAAGGAGUGGAACAGGGGAGAAGGUGACUGCGGCGGCGUCCGGCGCGGUGGUGGUGCACAGCGUCGCGGUGGCGGAGGAGGGGGGGGUAGGUGGCGGAGAGGGGGGCGCGGUGGGUUGGCCGGCGGUGGAGGGCGGUGGCUGCGGUUGGCAGUGGUGGAGAGGGGGGAAGAGAGGAAGAAGGAAGAAGAGAGAAGGGGAGGGGGUGGUAUGGCGGUGGCGGCUGGGCGGCGGCGGCGUCGGGGUGGUGGCGUGCGGGAAGAAGAGGAGAGAAGGGGGAGAGGGUUAGGGGUGAAGGGAGGGUUGCGCGACUGA
Molecule: messenger RNA, 432 nt
Organism: Arachis stenosperma
Lineage: Eukaryota; Viridiplantae; Streptophyta; Magnoliopsida; Fabales; Fabaceae
Product: glycine-rich RNA-binding protein 7-like
Exons: 3
Coding region: 1-432 (143 amino acids)
Source: RefSeq, a predicted model, not a curated record